Molecule: messenger RNA, 5101 nt
Organism: Bactrocera tryoni
Lineage: Eukaryota; Metazoa; Arthropoda; Insecta; Diptera; Tephritidae
Gene: cwo
Product: transcription factor cwo
Exons: 4
Coding region: 2020-3987 (655 amino acids)
Biological process (GO): anterior/posterior pattern specification; regulation of transcription by RNA polymerase II; regulation of circadian rhythm
Cellular component (GO): nucleus
Molecular function (GO): protein dimerization activity; DNA-binding transcription factor activity, RNA polymerase II-specific; RNA polymerase II cis-regulatory region sequence-specific DNA binding
Source: RefSeq, a predicted model, not a curated record
GUCGCGUUCGUUGCUAAAAUUUUGUACGGUGUUGUGUCUCGUGUUAAUUUUAGAAAUUCCGUCCUAUUCAUUUGAAUUCAGACUGUGGUGGCACACGGGAGAACGUUAAGUGAGCGCAUUAUAUAUAAUAGCUGCAUUGCAAGUGGAAAAAAGUAGAAUCAAAGUUAGACGGAGUCGUGUUCAAUAAAAUUUUUGCUUUUUUAAAAUUGUAUAUGUGGAAAGUGAAUUUAGAUUCCAUUUAAAACAGCAGAGUAUAUAAAGAAAUUACAGUUUCCACAUUCCAUAGCAUGGCAAGUGGUUGUGAGUAAAAAAGUAUAUAUGUACGUGUAUAUAAUAAUAUGCUGAGCAACUGGUGUAAUUCCAAUUGGAAAAUAUAUAUUUGUCUCGUUAAGGAAAGAAACACGACAAGUAGAUAGAGAGAAAGAAAAAAAACGAAGUGAAAAAGUAAAACUGUCCAAAAAUAAAAAGUCAAAGCCAAUAAAUAUAAAAAGAUAAAACGAAAAUUUCGACAGUGCUCGCAAACGUGACAAAUUGUGAAACGUGUAUAUGUACAUACAUAUGUAUUUGUAUAGAAAAAAAGUGUUUUACUGAGGAAACGACGUAAAGUAAAGUGAAAAAGUUCGUAUGCUACUUGCUGUCUCAAAUAUCUUAUAAAAAUCACGUUUUCAACAGUAUUCUUCACGUUUUAUUUUUGAAAAUUAAAUUUUGUGUGCGCAGCGACUAAGAGCCGAUUCAAGGUUUUCGUAAAAAACUGAAAGAGGGAACGAAUAGCGUAAAGCAAAAAAUGCAAAAUAAGUUAACUUGUUGAAAAGCAAGACGAAUAAGUAAAAUAUUUCGGGCGGUGUCGUUCACUCGCUAUACUAUCGCAGUUAGUGUUUUCAAGCCAUUGUUGCUACCCUUAUAUUACUUGAAUGGAAAAUUUCAAAUGAAAACCGACGAAUAAAGUAGCCAAUGAAGGAAGAAAGAAAAUAAUAAAUAUCGCCUCGUUGUGGAAAAGAUAAAUUUGUAUAGUGGUUUUAUACAAAAAUAGCAGUGAAACAACACAUAUAAAAAGUAUUUGGAAGAUUACCACGUUACUGAUUAAGAAACCUACACAAAUAAACCUGAAGAGCUGUGCAUGUGCGACUUUUACCAGAAACGUUGGUAUUAGUGAGUGUAUUCAGAGAUAAGAAUAUAUAAAAAUACGUUUGUUAUCUGUAGUCUUAUCAGUGUAGUACAGCUUUUAACGCUCACAAAUUUAUUUUAAACAAAUUGAUUGCCUGCCUGGUAAAGUUGCAAAACAUCUGAUUCUUCAUAUAUUAAUAACAAAAUUAGUAAAAGUGAACUAAAGUAAUAUUUAUUAAAAAGACCGAAAUCAAAAUAAUUAAUUUGUACAGAAAUUGUAUGUUAUGGUAAUUUUAGACACAAGGCGCCCAGUUUAUGAUUUAAGUGCCUAUAGUUGUAGAAAUUACUUUUGGAUAUUUAAACGAACCCAAAAAAAGCAUUUGUAUUGAUAAAAAGAGCGCGGAUUGCAAUUUAAGUGAAAUGGGGAAAUUGUUGAUAUUGUGAUAAUAUUGUACCUGCUCCAGGAUUUGGCACCAUUCUCUAUUUCGUGUUCAAUCCAACACGUUAAAAGGUACAAUUCCGUUUUUUUAUAAUCUAUAAACUAAAAAGUUUAUGCUGGUUCUAAUGUUCGACAACCGAAAGAUUUAAAAUAUAUUUUGUUUCAAGCCGUUAUUGAAAGAAUAUAUUUGUAUGUAUAUUGAAUAAUAAAAAAGUACUGCGUGUAAUUUCAUUGAAACUAAUCACACCGAAGUCGAAGGUACCAGUUAUAGUUAUCUCAACUAAUAAGAACGGGAAUAGCAAGUGUAAAAGGGACUACCGUGAAACAGCAUCAUUGCAAAGACAGCCAAAAAUAUCCAGAACACUAUAUUGCUUGUUUCAUCUCUUGCAACUGUAGACUCCAGUCAACUAAAAACGAUUGCCACCAUUCCACCUCAACUGCAACCAGUACACAACAACAAAAUUAAGUACGAAGUUAUGGAAUCGUACUGGAGCGAAACAAAUGGACACGCUCCGCAUUCGGUUAAGUAUGAAAGCGAAGCAGCAGUAUCCAGUUUUCCUUAUUGCACAGAAUCUAGCUUAAAUUUUUCCACAUCAGCUACAGCAUACAGCGAGGAUGAUGCAGAAUAUGCCACCGGAAGACGUAAUAAAACUUCGAGGCAAGAUCCCUUAUCUCAUCGCAUCAUUGAGAAACGAAGACGCGAUCGCAUGAAUUCCUGCUUGGCAGACCUUUCACGACUCAUUCCACCUCAGUAUCAACGCAAGGGUCGUGGUCGUAUUGAGAAAACAGAGAUCAUCGAAAUGGCCAUUAGACAUUUAAAACAUUUACAAAGCGAAUGCAUCCAGAAGGACAACGAGUACCGAAUGGGUUAUACGGAUUGUAUGAAAGAGGCCGCCAAGUUCCUCUACGAGAGUCACAUGGAGGAGUUUUGUUACCGCUUGGUGGCACGUCUGCAGGAGCACUGCGUGGAGUUGAUGAAAAAUGACUGUUAUAAAUCACGUAGUUGUCAUAUACCAGAUAAUGUGAGUGCAUCGAGCGGUAGUCCGCAUCAAGCAUAUCACACGGCUGCGCCACUUUGUCAAUUGCGUGACAUGCUAGGCAAUUCGGAUAUUGAGCAGAGCAAUGACCAUAAUGAUGUUAAAGAUUUGAGUUUCCGCAAUCAUUUAAAUCAAAUGCAACGGAAUGUUGCUGCCGCAGCUGCUGCUGUUGCGGUUAACAAUAACACUAACAGUAGUAUCGUACAUGAGCAUAAUAGUAGCGGCAGCCAGACCAAUGCAGCUAGCAACUCAACCACUUCAUCGACGACAACGUCUUUGAAUAACACUAUUAGCACGACGACGGCCGUGCCUAACAACGGUGUUUUGGUAGUAGGCGGAGGUCCAACGAACAGUUCGCAACUACGUCCACAUCAGGCUCCCGUAAUAACUUCUACGGGGCCGGCGAUAUUGAAUCACCAUAACGAAUCCAGUAAUCACGAUUUUGAAUCAUCGCGAGAACCGCUCUUACAUACUGAUACGUCCAAUAUGCAUUCACCUCCACCACGCGAUUCAUUGCUGCAUCAUCACGCUCACCUGAGUCAUCAUCAACAUAAUUCGGAUAGUUUGUUGUCAGCGCGUAUGCGGAAUUUCUCUGAAUCAUCACACGAUAUUGAGCACAACAAUAACUAUAAGUACAAAAAUCAUAUAAAAGAGCGUUUUAAUCACGAACUGCAUGACGAAGAGACAUCUAGCGAACAUUGUCCGGCACCGCCACUUCUACAAAGCGAACAUUCACACACUCACUCCUUGUCUGAACAUUCGAAGGAUGGCACCGAGCCCGAAAUUGCACCAAUUAUAGCAAAGAAACGUAAAAUGGCAGAGGCUGCAGCUGCAGUGUUGGCAGCGGGCACAAGCGCCAAUAGCAAUAUCGCUUUGGACGACUGUGACACACGUCCCCCCACCACCACUAAUAGCAUGCUGAGCACGCGCGAUGAAAAACCCUUUAGUUUCGCCGACAUCAAAACUGAAUUAAGUGCACAACCCGGCUUUGGAGGUGCGAAGUCACAUUUUAGUACCCCCAGCAGCACUACCCACGUAUCACCGAAUUUACAAUCGUCGCGUUCUUUCGCUGUACCGAUCUUUGCUUUACACGGUCAAGGUACUUACUACAUACCACUAAAUAUUGAUUAUAACGUGUUAGUUCCAUUUCUUAAUGGCGCCGAUCUACUGGAAAAGAAUUAUGCGUCGAUGCCGGUAGUGCAUCCAAUAAAUAUUAAUGUAAAUUUUAUGCCCACCUCAUCAUCAACAUCGAUACUUGCUGCCGCUGCUGCAGCGGCCGCUGUAGUGGUGGGCAAACAGCAAUUGCCUCCUGUUAACGGCACGGUAUCCUCGACGGCAGCGGCUGCGGCAGCCAAUGUGGCAGCUGUGACCAAAGCUAAAUUAGAGAGCAUCAGUAACGGUUGGUAAUCACGAGAAUAUAUUCCAAUAUCAGUUAAAAACAUAUUACAAUAACUGCAACAACUGUGCGCAGGCGCACGAAAGUAUAUGGUGCAAAGGGUUUCACGCACUGGUCGUUUGUCUUCAUGACAAGGCUAAAUCCUCAAUUACUACUACAAGGAACAGCACUACCUCAGACAUCUGUGAAAUAGGAUGAAACAGUAAAGGUACUUUGAACCCAGCGUCAGUCUGCAACAAGUAGCUAGUUAUCGUCCACACACUAAGCUGCACGUAGUCCGCUAUUACAGCAACGACAUUUCGAACUGGAUAGGCUACGACUACCUGACUGACAGCUAGAAUGUUUACAGUUAUUUCAAAAUGAUAUUGAUUAUGCGGGCGAAGAAUAAAUAUGAAACAAAACUAAGCAAACAAACGAGGAAAGAAUUUAUUAAUAAUUGUAAAUACUACUGACUCUGAAAUUGAAGAGUUUAAUGAGGUUUCGUCUUUUCUAAAGGACAUAACAGCAACUAUUACAAAACGUAUAAAAAUGGCAAACAAUAAAUUAUUUACAAACUUUUAGAUACUGAAUUUUUCUGUUCACGGACUGGGAUAGCUGCAGAGCAAUGAGUGUGCAAUUGAAAGCUAAUUUUAGUUAGUUAUUUGGUAUAAAUGUAUGUAAGUUUUUACUUGUAUAUGAGUAGGGCAGCCAAGUUUUUUAAAAUGUAGGACUAAACACAAGUUACAUUUGCUGUGUAUUAAAUAAAAAACAAAUGCUACUAGUCAAAAGCUACAAUGAGAAAGAAAAAUAAUAAUAAAUGACGUGACUUUGUUAGAGAAAUAGGUUUACAAUUACUCAUACAAAAUAAUAAGUUAAUGUUACUUCUUGGAGUAAAAUUUGUAGGAUAUUUUGUGUAACAUAUUUCUUCUCAAACAAAAUAGUUUAUCAAAGUAAGUAAAAUUGUAAAAUGUUUUCUUUUCGCGAAGGAAAUUAAGUUAGUACUAAAGUUAUGGAAUAUUUGUUUUUAUUUGCUAAGGGGAAUAAUAUUCGAUAAAAUGGAAUAUUUUUAGAGUAUCUGCUUGUUAUAAGAAAUUGUAUACAUACAUACAUGAAAUAAUUAUGGAUACAAGCUAUUUUAAAUGUUAA